AUGGGGUCCGUCGAUCCAACGACGGCUUCUCCUGACCACUACUCCAAGUUCGCGUCUCUUGGUCUCCCGAAAACUGCUGAACAAUGGCUUGCUCGUGGCCGAGAGGUUGCACAAAUUCUCGCCGUCGACGCGGCCCAAAGGGACAUUGAGAACAGAUCUCCCGUCAAAGAGGUCAAGCUCCUCAAAGCUGCCGGUCUCACCAAGGUUCUCGGACCCAAGGAGUAUGGAGGUGGAGGGCAAGACUGGUCAGUGGGGUACAAGUUGAUCCGAGAAGUCGCAAAGGGUGACGGAUCACUUGGCAUGCUCCUGGGCUAUCACCUUCUCUGGUCCACGACAGCCAACGUGGUCGGUACCGACGAGCAGAAGCACCGGACCCAGAAACUCAUUCUCGAGAACGACUGGUUCAUCGGUGGGGCAGUCAACCCGCGCAACGCCGACUUGAAGAUCACGUCCGACGGCGACGAGAUUGUGUUCAACGGGCACAAGAACUUCAACACGGGCGGCGUCAUCUCUGACGCGACGAUACUCGAGGGCGUCCUCGAAGGCACCGACCAACACAUCUUUGCCCUCGUCCCGACCAGGCAGCCUGGCAUCCAGUUCGGCCACGACUGGGACAAUGUCGGCAUGCGGCUGACCGAGUCCGGCAGCGUGCGCAUCGACAACGUCCGCGCACCGUGGACCGACGCCCUCGGCUGGGACGCGCAGACCAAGAAGCCCAUCGACGCGGUCCUUAAGAUCCCGUUUGCGUCGCUUCUCCUGCCCACAAUCCAGCUGGUCUUCUCCAACUUCUACCUGGGCAUAGGGCUCGGGGCGCUCGACGAGGCACGGAAGUGGACGACGACAAAGACCCGCGCGUGGCCCUUUGGCGGAGACAACAAGGAGCGCGCCACCGACGAGUUCUACAUCCUGUCUCGCUACGGGAGCUUCUUCGCGCACCUGCGGGCCGCUGAAGCGCUUGCGGAUCGCGCCGGCGACGAAAUCUCUUCCCUGUACGCCGACCACGGGGAGAAGAGAGACGUGAGCGCCGAACGGAGAGGCGAGGUGGCCGAGUGGGUUGCCAGCAUCAAGGUGGUGGCGACCGACGAAGCCCUCAAGGUCGCCGCGGGCAUCUUCGAGGUCACGGGUGCCAGCGCAACCGUGCGGAAGGUCGGACUGGACCGGUUCUGGCGAGAUGUCAGGACGCACUCGUUGCAUGACCCAGUCGCAUACAAGGAGCGAGAACUCGGUAGAUAUUUCUUGCUCGGCGAGGCCCCAGAGCCAACCUGGUAUACUUGA
Messenger RNA from Exophiala spinifera, 1275 nucleotides. RefSeq lists its product as uncharacterized. NCBI's taxonomy places the organism in Eukaryota, Fungi, Ascomycota, Eurotiomycetes, Chaetothyriales, Herpotrichiellaceae. The transcript has a single exon. Bases 1 to 1275 code for a protein of 424 amino acids. Gene Ontology annotation, biological process: L-leucine catabolic process. Gene Ontology annotation, molecular function: 3-methylbutanoyl-CoA dehydrogenase activity; flavin adenine dinucleotide binding. The record is from RefSeq and is a predicted model, not a curated record.